AUGUGAGAGGCCAUGGGCAGCCAGGGCAGCCCGGUGAAAAGCUACGACUACCUGCUCAAGUUCCUGCUGGUGGGCGACAGCGACGUGGGCAAGGGCGAGAUCCUGGACAGCCUGCAAGACGGCUCGGCCGAGUCGCCCUACGCGUACAGCAGCGGCAUUGACUAUAAGACCACUACAAUUCUUCUGGAUGGCAGGAGAGUUAAGCUGGAGCUUUGGGACACGUCAGGACAAGGGCGCUUCUGCACUAUUUUCCGCUCGUAUUCCCGCGGCGCACAGGGCAUCCUGCUAGUUUACGACAUCACCAACCGCUGGUCCUUCGACGGCAUCGACAGGUGGAUCAGAGAGAUCGACGAGCACGCGCCCGGCGUGCCCCGUAUCCUGGUGGGCAACCGCCUGCACUUGGCCUUCAAGCGGCAGGUGCCCACAGAGCAAGCGCGGGCCUACGCGGAGAAGAACGGCAUGACCUUCUUCGAGGUGAGCCCGUUAUGCAACUUCAACGUCAUCGAGUCCUUCACGGAGCUGUCGCGCAUCGUGCUGAUGCGACAUGGCAUGGAGAAGUUCUGGAAGCCCAACCGAGUCUUCAGUCUGCAGGACCUGUGCUGCCGGGCCAUCGUGUCGUGCACGCCGGUCCACCUGAUCGACAAGCUGCCGCUCCCCGUGGCCAUCAAGUCGCACCUCAAGUCCUUCUCCAUGGCCAACGGGAUGAACGCCGUCAUGAUGCACGGACGCUCGUACUCGCUGGCCAACCCAGCCGGCGGCUCCAAGGGAAAUAGCCUGAAGCGCUCCAAGUCCAUUCGGCCCCCACAGAGCCCCCCACAGAACUGCACGCGCAGCAACUGCAAGAUCUCCUAA
Molecule: messenger RNA, 852 nt
Organism: Nerophis lumbriciformis (worm pipefish)
Lineage: Eukaryota; Metazoa; Chordata; Actinopteri; Syngnathiformes; Syngnathidae
Source: RefSeq, a predicted model, not a curated record